AUGAACAAGCCAGGUGGAGACUCGAGUCCAACAUCCCGGCCUGCACGGAGACGAAAGACCUUUGAGACUGGAAAGCCUCGCAAGAGGUUACUCCUCGAGGAGAUUGGAGAUGACUUGAUCGGACAGCUAUACGCAACCUCUAUACACAGUGACCACAUGAACGGCUGCCAUCUUUCAUGUGUUUCAGUUAUAGAUCACUUGCGCAGCGAUGUCAAAGAUGAUCAUGUUUCUUCGUCGGCCAGCUCAUCAAAUUACAGCUCCCAAACAGCCCAAUCGACUUCAACUUCAACUUCAACUCCAACUACGAGUUUCGACGGCCACGAACCAAUACACUUUACUAGCGAAACAACAAAACUCGAAUCUCCGCAUCCAAAUUCAGAACCCACACUCGUGUCUCAAGACCACGGAAACCAAGCAGAUGUAUUUAGCCUGGAUGACUUCGCCACAAUGACGGCAAUCGAGUACCUCGCCGCGAAAUACGGCCGGGUGGCUCACAUGGGCAUCCUCGACCGAAGCUACCGGUUUUUCGUGAACAAAUCCCGAACGGCAGCUAUCUCCUUCAAAAUCCAGAACUCCGUCGCCAUAGUUGCCGGCGAUCCUCUCUGUCCUCCCUCCUCCGUCCCGGAGCUCCUCGCCGAAUUCACGAAAUACCGAAAGCGACAUCACUGGGGGAUCGCAUUCAUGAGCGUCAGUGAGGCUUUCUUGCAAGACUAUGCCCGACCGAAUAACUGGACAACUAUCCGCUUCGGCACAGAGCGCGUCCUAAACCCCAAAACCAACGAAGUCCUCCUCGAAUCCAGCGGGAAACGUAUAACAACGCAGAACCGCCAGCUGCUCAACAAGUCCAAGGGCGGCAUCACAUUACAUGUCUACGCUCCAGCCGUCCACGGGACAGACCACCACCUCCAAUCAACCCUGAUCUCCAUCUACGAUACGUGGCGCGCCCACAGAAACGAGGCCGCAUCCCCCCAAGCUUUCAUAACAGUCUACGACCCAUUCGCCCUCCCCUCGCUCAUGACGUUCAUAUACACACGCGACAGCAACAAUGUUGUCAACGGCUUUGCAGCACUGCGCCGCCUAGGCUCAGACGGAUACCACGUCGAUCCGUGCAUUGCAUCACCUGGCUCAAGCAAGGGAAUUAGCGAUCUAUUACUCGUCGCGGCAAUGGCGUUGCUUAACCGGGCAGGCGUCUCAUAUUUGGGAUUCGGCUUCGAGCCGUUGCAUGCACUUUCUCGGGACGAUAUUGUCGGCAUGCCGGGCCCGAUGCGGAGCUUCACGCGCGAGCUCUACGGACAUGCAUUUCAGCGGUUGCCGAUUGGUGGAAAGAAGGCUUAUCAUGAUAAGUUUCGACCUGAUCUGAACCUGGAUCAAGGGCUUUAUCUGGUUUUUCCUUCGGGGUUCCCUGGGCCCAGGGUCUUGAUGGCCAUGACGCAUAUGGCGAAUAUUAGCUUGAGGAAGAUUUUCUGGGCAGAUGUGAGGGGAUGGGUGGGGAGGAAGGAGGCAGAAGGGACUAAGGAGGGUUCCGGGCGUCAAAUCGGGGGCGUGGGCCCUCAACAACCCUGA
This is a messenger RNA of Penicillium olsonii, 1563 nucleotides long. The record is from the annotation of a GenBank genome assembly. NCBI's taxonomy places the organism in Eukaryota, Fungi, Ascomycota, Eurotiomycetes, Eurotiales, Aspergillaceae.